Molecule: messenger RNA, 1448 nt
Organism: Phalacrocorax carbo (great cormorant)
Lineage: Eukaryota; Metazoa; Chordata; Aves; Suliformes; Phalacrocoracidae
Source: RefSeq, a predicted model, not a curated record
UGCGGCCGGGCGGGGUGGGGAAGGCCGGGCCGCUCCCGCGGCGCUGCGGGCUCGGCCUGGCCGGCGGGCGGCGAUCCUGAGGCGGCGGCGGGGCCGCGCGGGGCCCCCGCCUCAGCCGCCCGCGGGUUUGCAGCACGUUCCGCUGGAGCCGCGUUUCCACCCGCGUUCCCGCGUCGCGGGGCAGGAGCCGGCCGAGGGCGCGGGGCUGCGGCGGCGCUUCCCCGCGCCUCCCUUCCGCCGGAAGCGAGCGGGUCCUGGCCGCCGGGCGGCGUGGGGGAGCCGAGGGCCUUUUUUUUGGCCUCGUUGCUUUUAUUUCCUGUUCCUGCAUGCUUGUGUUCCUCAGUGGUGCCCACCCAGUCUUUCAGCUGUGAAAUGUCCCGUGUUUUGCUACUUUCUCGUGUACAGUGGCAAAACACAAAAGAACCUCAGGAUGUCUGUAAUUCAGCAAGGGACAGCAACACUUCGUAAAGCAAAGAAAGUCACUGUAAAAACAUGUCUAGAUAACCCCUUUGUUUUUCAGUGGAAAACCAUAGAUGGAGAAGAUAUGCAUUUUAUACUGCAGACCUUAGAAGAAAGGAUUAAACAUAUUGGACUUAAAAAGAUUGAGACUCCAAGAAAUAAAAAACGUUCCCCUACAAAAAAACAAAUGGAAAGAAAGCGUGAUGCUAGCACCAACGAACUCCCUAAAGAAGAGGAAACAGAAGGCCAUCGACAAAAAACAGGGUGGACUGACAUAAGUAUCAGAAGACAGCUUGCUAUUGGAGUUAAUGAAGUUACAAAAGCAUUGGAAAAAAAUGAACUACUUCUCUUGCUGGUGUGCAAGUCUGCAAAACCUGCCAUGAUCACAUCGCAUCUUAUUCAGCUGAGCGCAAGUCGAGCCACACCAGCAGGCCAGGUUCCCCGCCUCAGUGAAACCGUUGCACCACUGCUUGGCUUAACAUCUGUUUUAGCACUGGGCUUUAAAAAGCAGUCUGAUAAAUUUACCCAAGCAAUAGAAGCUAUAAUUCCAAAGGUACCAGCUUUGGAAGUGCCGUGGUUUCAGUACAGAACUGAAGAAUCUGUGGCUUAUGCGCAUACAGAUUCUUCAGAAAACCAGGAACCUGAGCAGCUUGCAGAGGUGAUGGGGGACGAGCUCUCAAGCCAGAAGCGGAAGCGUACGGAAAGCAAUUGGCUCGAUCUUUCCAAUGUAAUUUUGCAGCCUUUGAAAAUCAAGAAACUUGUUCCAAAUCCAAACAAGAUAAAGAAACCACUUCGCAAAAAGAAAAAAGCUUUUUCAGCAUGACUGAUUCUUCAUAUUAAAAUUAUCUUUUUUUUUAAUGCAGUAUGGAGUACGGCUUUAACUGCACUACUUUGUUAGGCUUUACAGUGUAAAGCACUUGAAUACAAGGUGAACGUUAUGUUGCACUCAGUUGCGGUACUUUCUGCUGUAAUAAAGAAUACUGCUCAAA